AUGGAUAUAAUAAAGGAACAUCUGCUGGUACCUGCUAAAUACAUGAUAUUGACAGAUAGAAGAAUUUGUCUGACAGUUCACAGGAACUGGCUCGCUCGUUUGCUAAUGGUUGGCCCGUUUUCGUUUAUCAAUCAUGAUCGAAUGUCCGGUGAUGAAAUUGCAGCGCAACCUACUCUCGAAGAAUUAGGCUGCGAUUGGAUGAGAAUUUAUGCAAAAGUAUACAUAAAACAGCACAAGAAUGCAAUUCCUCUGCCAAGAGAAAGACCUGCUACUAGCACAAAGAAUCAAGCUGAAUUGAUGUUUGCACAGUUGUUGCAUUAUGUAGCUGAAACCAAUUAUCGAAAUUUGUGGAAAGAAUCAUACAAGAAAUAUUAUAAUCCCUGGAAUUUUGUUGACCAAAAAGAGCAGUCUAAUAUUACUGCUAAUAUAAGUGAUGUUGCCAUCAUGCAUGAAGUAUUAGCCAGGAUGUAUAGCUGUACUUUGAUACAAGUGCAAUAUGGUACAGUUUUAUCAGUAUUAAAUGGUGCAUUGUCUGAAAUACAUUGUAAUCUAGUACCAGUUCAUUUUGUUGUGGAAACAACAUCUGCUUUUAUAAUUUUUUAUGAACAGACUGCUAAUUAUUCUCUCCGUGAGUGUGUAAUGUAUAGUCCUGCUGCUCUUAACAUAAGUCAUGGAAAACCAUUAUUUGUAGUUUAUCAACUACUGAGGCUGUCUAGAGAUUUGCAUGAUCGUGGUCUUGCAUUAGGAGAAAUUACACUUAGUGAUAUAUUAGUUACAGAAAAUUUCACUAUUCAGGUGCUACCAAAAUUAAGUGACAACAUUUACCUAAAACCUGAGAGUGAACAUAUGAACUCGGCUAUUUCUCAAGAGAGUAAAGAGAAACAUUUUAAUAACAAUACUUACUGUAAGAAAGACAGCAUAUUUCACUCAAGUCACAGUGAUUUUGGAUUAAAUGAGAGCAUCGAAAAAUUAUGUGAAAUGUGGGUGUAUAACUGCAUUAGCAAUUUUGAUUAUUUAACCGCAUUGAAUAACUUGGCUGGUAGACGAUAUGGCAAUCCUAGUUGUCACCAUGUGAUGCCUUGGGUAACAGAUUUUACAUCCAGAAACGGUGGCAAUUGGCGGGAUUUAACAAAGUCAAAAUUUCGAUUAAAUAAAGGCGACAGACAACUAGAUCUCACAUUUGAUUCUCAAUCAACAGAGGUUGGACACCAUGUUUCGGAUGUUCUGUCAGAGAUUACAUAUUAUGUAUAUCUUUCGCGUCGAUACAACAAAUCUGUGCUGUGUAAACAUGUACGACCGUUAUGGGUUCCUGGAGAAUAUCCAGCUUCGAUUCAGAGGUUACAUGAUUGGAGCCCUGAUGAAUGCAUACCGCAGUUUUUCACUGACCCUAACGUCUUUAAGUCCAUCCAUGAGGACUUACCGGACUUGGAAAUUCCAACGUGGGCGACUUCUCCGGAAGAUUUCAUUGAAAAACACAGAGAAGCAUUGGAGAGCUUUUACGUUUCAGAGAGAUUACAUUAUUGGAUAGACUUAACUUUUGGUUACAAAUUAUCUGGCUCCGCUGCUAUAAAAUCAAAAAACGUUUGUUUGCAAUUAGUUGACAAUCAUACUGACCUAACAAAUUCGGGAGUUGUACAGCUUUUUACGCAACCACAUCCACAAAGGAUUAUCCCAUCUCCUUAUUGGGGUAAAGUACCACCACGUCUACGAUCAACAGUUUCAGCUAACAAAAGUAAGAAUGACCAAUCUGCAAGUAGAAUCAGUGAUGAUGAGGGCCACAGCUCUGGCAUUGAAGAGGAAGAACUACCUGCAACGGCGGUGAAUGCAUCAAGAUCGUCACCGCUUGUACUAAGUCGCUUAUUGAGUCGUUCUCGAGGUUCUUUAUUGUCGGAGGAUAAUAUUAAAUCGGAAAAAUCCAUUAGUCAGCCUAUUAUUCUUCCAAAGGAUUUUAAUCCCGUUGCGGCGAUCAUGCAAGUAGAAACUAUGCAUACUUUCAUGAACAAGGUCAAUCAUCAAGUGUACAAACCCGCAAUAGAGUCGCAUGAUUUUCCCACCAACUAUAAACAAAUUGUGGCCGGUGGUCGCAUCAGGGAACAACAAAUACUUGGCUGUUUAAUAGUGGAGAUAUUUCUAGCCGGUAAAUUUCGUGCAACGUGGAACGUCGAGAAAGCAUCCUUCGCGCAGAGAUUCGUGACGUGUCUGAAUACUCUGCGAACGUCGGCGGAUAAUUUACCAAAAUGUAUAAGAAACAUCGUAUCGUUAUUUCUGCAGGUCGACAUUAUGCCUAAGAGUUACAACAUAGGCAAUAUGGAAAUGAAUGAUAUCUCGAUGGUAAACGAGAUUCCUUUUCGUUAUCCAACGAUAACGUACAUGGGUCUACCGCCACCGUCUGCGCAUCAAUUCCUACAACCGAUAUUAUCCGGCAGUCUGUUUCCAUUCUCUAAAUAUUGCCAAUACCUAUAUAACAUCGUGGAGAUGUUACAAGAAUAUAACGGUCUGGUACGAGAAUUAAAUUUUAUUCUGAAGGCCGAGGAUGAUAUGGACUAUGUGAUCAAAACAAAGAUAAAAUAUCUAUGCAAAAUCAGCGAGUGCAAGGUGAGAGCGAUCGCUAGGGAGUUGGAACGUCUGUUGCCUUACGCCGGUGGUGCGAGAGAAGCUACACUGCAAUUAAUAGUUCCUCACAUAGUACAAAUUAUGGAAGAACCUUACAGCGCGGUAUUGGCCGUCUGGUAUCUUUUCGAUCCUAUCGCGAAAACACUGGGACCGAAGGACACAGCCGAAACGUUUCUCUCAUCUAUCACAAAGUUGUACGAGAACGGUUCGAUCAUGGACACCACAUUACAUGCCGAUGUACUGCCUGCAGGAACACUUGCGAAGUUCAGAACUACUCGAUUAUAUCACAGAACGUUCCUGUUGAAACUAAUAGUCAGAUUAGGACUGCGUAGAUUCUUAGACAACUUUAUAAAUCCUCUGGUGGAAGCGGUAGGAGGAUACAAAGAUUAUUUGCAGGACUCGUUCGGCACAUGCACGCAUAGGACUGGCAAUCUCAAGAGCUGUGAUUUGAGCGGACCCUGCAGCGAUGGGGAGGGUAUUUUAUCUCCGUUAGAUGAAGAUUCAUUUGCGGAUUCUGAACAUACUGUUACUUCACCUAUUGGACCGACGACCAAUGAUUAUGUAUCUAAUAUAACGAUGGAUAACGACGUCGAAGAGGUAUUCACGAUGGAGACAGAGGACAAUUUGUGGGUCUCCUUAAAUAAUACUGCAUAUAAUAUUGACUUACAUAUAGAUCUCAACUUAAAUCUCAAUGAUGACUUGAAUGACGAUGCAAACAAAAAUUCGCCGAGUGGUUCCGUCAAGUCGCCGACGAUUCCAAUACCCAAACAAUCAAAUAGUAGCGGUGUCAAGUUAGUAACAGAGUUUAAUAGUAUCGGUUGCAAUGUCGGUAGCAAAACCUCUAGUGAAGAUUUCACUUACAACAGCGCAUACACCACGAAUAUCCAUUCUGGUAGUAAUCACUCUGAAAGUACGAGUGGCACAGACACCACGAAAGAAGACAAUUCUGCUACGCUUUGCUCCGAUCUCGAUAACAAGUGCAGCGUUUCUAUGUCCGGCGAAAGUAUACAUCAAUUAGAUCAUAUUUAUCGAAGAUCUAUCCCGAGUGAAUGUACAGUUUCCGAGAUGAGUGCAGAAUCGGUUAUCUGGCUGUCGCACAGACUCGGCCCUGUGCUCACAGCGCGACACUUGUCACGAAAUCUCUUAAGAAUGUUGACGCUAUGUUACGCUGGGAAGGAAAAUUUGAUGCCAAUCGAUGAUAAUAAUUUCAUAUACUUGGAAAAUAUCACGUGGAAGAAACCAAUCUUGGCCGGUGAUCAAAAUGCUGUUAAAGUAUUAGAAUGCCUCACAGCUAUUGCAGGAUUAUACGGCGAACAAAUUAUAUUGUUGCAAUAUUUUGCACACAUGGUUGAGUUAUUAGCAUUGUGUAAAAGGAAGCUGACGCAGAAUCUGGAGGGAGGCCUGGUAUCUUGCUUGGCUCUAUUAAAUCACAUUACGUCGUAUCUCAGCGAUGCCACUAUAAUGGAUGUUCUUCAUGAGCCAAUCGUUAAAUCCAUACUGCAUCCUACAGUACGUAUACUAUCAACUGCGAGAUUUACAUUUCCAAACGGAACGCUUGCGCGCAUCGCUCUGGCUGAAAAAUGUCUGGAAGCAAUAUUCACUCUUAGUUUACGACUUGGCAGUGUAAUUACAAAAAAUCACCUGGCCGUACCAAUUCAACGCUUCUUUUUGGCUUUCGAUAAAGCUUUCAGCGAGAAUCUGUGUACCGAGGGACUUCUAGAUAAUCUUGGGCAAAAAACAGAUGUAUCUAAUGACUGUCUCCCACGGAUAAGAGGUACCAAUGAUGGACUCGAUAAUAAUGGAAUUUACGUGUGGAAUAAACUCGAUACAGAUGUGGCAGACUCGUAUUCUCCUCCAAUCUUGGAAAACAGCGAUGUACCUGAUUUACAGAGAAACAGAGCGUUUCAAGAGUUACGAGCUGUGUUCACCAGUGAAUUUGCUCACAAAGCAUACAUGCUCUUUUAUAGAUGCGUUGAUAGUGAGAUGAUGGAGCAGAUACUUAAAAAUCACGAGCAUGUACAGGAGCUCUGCCAUGAUUAUGAGCAAGGAAUAAAAGCGACGUCUCAAAGCAUCGAUAAUGCAGACAAGUGCAAUACGUUGCUUCCUACAGACUGCGAUGUGAUAGAGAACGUAGAGCUAGUCGACAAAGGUGUUUGUAGUUUCGGAAAUAUAUCUGUGAUAGGGAAUCGAUUCGAAAUACAAAAAGACGAUGCUAAAUCUCAAUCUGCGACGGAGGCAAACGCCACCAUAAAUCGUGAGACUUGUCUGCCAUCCGUUGGCAGACAAUUACGUGGUAAUUGGCUGGCCUAUUGGGAGCACGAGAUAGGAAGGCCGGAUAAAGAUACAAUAUUCAAUAUAAAGCAGAUAAAGCUUCAGACUUUUAGCGGACAUACGAAUAGUAUAAGGUGUCUCUAUGUGUUGGACAACGAAAAUAGUUUUAUGAGCGGCGGUAGAGACAAAACCGUGAAGUUAUGGAGUUUACGAAGCCAGGGCGAUGGAAAUACAGUCUCGUCAUGUCAAUAUACGUACACUGGACACAAAAAGUCUAUCCUUUCGCUUACAUUCCUGGAGUCUUUAAGAUACGCAGUGACAUGCGACGGUGUCAUCCAUUGUUGGGAUCCUUUUAUGGGUUCACUUCUGGGAUGUCCGGAGAGCAGCCGUCCCGUUCCUGUGAACACUUUAGCUUCGAGCCCUUCUCCAUCUACGACUCUUCUUGUGGGAACAACAGACAUCACUCUUAGAGUUAUCGAUUGCAGAACAUUCCAAUAUGUCAAUGAGAUGAAGGUUUCUAUGAAUCCAACUGGAUUGAUAAGAUGUAUCGCGGUGGCACCUAGUGGUUACUGGGUCGCUCUUGGUCAAGCAUCGGGCUUCCUAACGAUACUUGAUACUCGCACUGGUUUGAUUAUCGCAUCUUGGAAGGGACACGAAUGCGAGAUACUGCAGUUAGAAGCGAUAAACGAGACCACUAUAGUCAGUUCAUCAUUGGAUCAAACAAUUGCAGUGUGGAGUGCAGUGGAUGGUAAACUUAAGUUUCACAUGAAAGGCGCUACGGAACCCGUUCAUUGCAUGGCGACAUAUGAACAGGAAUUAGUAAUAGGAACAACAGCGAAUCGAAUUGGUGUCUAUACCGCCGUAGAAAUGACAGCAUCGUUCUCUUCAUCGAAAUUGAAGUCUGAUGCUUUUAAAGGUGUUCUUACUGCCAUGGCUGUCCUUCCCCUUAAUCGGUUACUUUUACUAGGUGCCGACAACGGUGGUAUAACAUUAUUAUGUUAAGAAUUCCAUUAUUUAUACGAAGAUACAUAGAUGGCUGCGACAUUAAUUAUAUAAUUAGGUUAAGUAGAAAAUUAUUUACAUAUAUAAUUUAAUGAAGAAUGUGUGUAUG
Harpegnathos saltator (Jerdon's jumping ant) is the source of this 5995-nucleotide messenger RNA. It is a transcript of the gene Wdr81, whose product is annotated as WD repeat domain 81. Gene Ontology annotation, biological process: aggrephagy. The record is from RefSeq and is a predicted model, not a curated record. Gene Ontology annotation, cellular component: mitochondrion. NCBI's taxonomy places the organism in Eukaryota, Metazoa, Arthropoda, Insecta, Hymenoptera, Formicidae. Bases 1 to 5886 code for a protein of 1961 amino acids. The transcript has 22 exons. Gene Ontology annotation, molecular function: protein binding; phosphatidylinositol 3-kinase regulator activity.